This is a messenger RNA of Chenopodium quinoa (quinoa), 4780 nucleotides long. Its product is annotated as endoribonuclease Dicer homolog 2-like. The transcript has 23 exons. Gene Ontology annotation, cellular component: cytoplasm; nucleus. The coding region runs from base 363 to 4586 and encodes 1407 amino acids. NCBI's taxonomy places the organism in Eukaryota, Viridiplantae, Streptophyta, Magnoliopsida, Caryophyllales, Amaranthaceae. The record is from RefSeq and is a predicted model, not a curated record. Gene Ontology annotation, molecular function: RNA binding; ATP binding; protein binding. Gene Ontology annotation, biological process: siRNA processing.
UUUGUCUUCUGAUAUCUUAAAAGUAAGUUCAUUAUUAUUCUUUAAUAUAUUUUUUUGAAUCACUUAUUCCUUAAUUAAUAAUCCUAUUAAUAAAGUGUACUUGCGAAGACUACACUAAGGCCGAGUUGACUCAGCUAGCCUUUGUCACACCACACUCUCCCCUUUUUAAAUGUGUACUACUUCUUCAAUUUCAUUCCAAUACUAGUAGUACCAAAACAAGAAUCAAAAGAGUCAGAUUUUUAAAUUCUGUUUCAUCAUUCAAUUUAAUGUUGAUGAUUUCCGAGUGCAGAAGUUGAAGAAUACCCAGAAUUUGAAUUUGUGUAAACGGGUAAAGGGAAGAAGAAGAAGGAGGAGGGCAGACAAUGGGAGCAGUGAGUAUGGAGAUUUGUGGGACCCAAGAUGACUCGUCUGCCGCUCUUUCAUUUGCAAGAAGCUACCAGCUUGAUGCUUUGGAGAAAGCCAUGAAGCAGAAUACUAUUGUGUACUUGGAGACCGGUUCAGGGAAGACAUUGAUUGCGGUCAUGCUUCUUCGUAGUUAUGCAUAUUUCCUUCGCCGGCCUACACAGUCCAAUAUUGCAGUCUUCUUAGUACCUACUGUUGUUUUGGUUAAACAACAAGCCGAAGUUAUUGAGCUGCAUACGGACUUAAAAGUUGGCAAGUAUUGGGGAGACAUGGGUGUUGAUUUUUGGGAUGCUGCUAUUUGGCAGAAACAGCUGGAUGAAUAUGAGGUUCUUGUGAUGACACCAAAGAUCUUGCUUGAUGCUUUGAGUCAUACUUACAUCAAAUUGGACAAGAUAAAAGUUUUAAUAUUUGAUGAAUGCCAUAAUGCCAGGGGAAAUCAUCCCUAUGCUCGCAUCAUGAAGGACUUCUAUCAUCAACAAAUGCAUACUAAUGACGUCCCCAGAAUUUUUGGCAUGACUGCUUCUCCAAUCAAAGCGAAAGCUAAAGGCGCGUCUGACUCAAAUGGUUACUGGAAAGAUAUUAGUGCCCUGGAAAACCUCAUGCAUUCUAAGGUCUAUACCAGUAAUAGCGAGGCAGACUUGGCUGAGUAUGUUCCUAUCCCAAAUGCUAAGGCUCAGUUUUAUAAUGAGGAUGGUCCAAAUGCAUUGCAAACAAAUCUGAUCAAUGGCUUGAACUCGCUGAGAGAAAAGCACAUAUCUGCUGUUAGAAAGUUGGGUGCUGAAGCAUCGACAGAAUUAUCUAUAUGUAACAAAUUAAAGAAGCUGACCAAUACUUUCCGUUUCUGUUUGGAUGAGCUUGGUCUUUGGGCAGCAAUAAAGGCCGGAGAAAUUGUGUCUUGCAAUGAAACCGACAUUUUCAGCUGGGGUGAAUUGGAUGUUCGCGGUGAGACGACUAUAAAAGCAUUUAAUUCUGAUGUGCAUAAUAUUUUAGCACUCCACAACCCAUCUGGAGGCUGCAAUUGGUCAAUCUCUGAUAUAAAGGCAAAUUUGGAUUCCAGAAUUAUAUCUUCAAAAUUAUUGUGUCUAGUGGAAUCUCUCCUUCGGUAUAGGAGUUUGAGAGAUUUGAGGUGUAUAAUUUUUGUCGAAAGGGUAGUUACUGCAAUGGUUUUUGAGGCUAUAUUGGAUCGACUACUUUCUCAAACAAGUGGCUGGAAGGCAAGAUACAUUGCUGGAAAUCAGUCUGCACUAAAGUCCCAAAGCAGGAAUGAGCAGAACAAUCUUGUUGAUGAAUUUCGCCGAGGGGCUGUGAACAUUCUUGUUGCUACCUCCAUCCUAGAAGAAGGUUUAGAUGUCCAAAGUUGCAACUUGGUUGUCCGUUUUGAUCCGUCAGCCAACAUUUGCAGUUUCAUUCAGUCUAGAGGUCGCGCUAGGAUGCAAAAUUCUGAUUUCUUGCUGAUGGUGAAAAGUGGUGAUCAAGAUGAGCUAUCGCGCAUGAAAAACUAUCUUUCCUCUGGUGAUGUGAUGCGCAAGGAGAGUUUGAGCCAUGCUUCGCUUCCUUGUCAACCUGUAGAAUUCGAUGAAUUUGAUGGGAUCUCCUAUCGUGUACCGAGCACAGGAGCAGUUGUUACACUGAGUUCUAGUGUGAGCUUGAUAUACUUUUACUGCUCACGUCUCCCUUCCGAUGGAUACUUUAAACCUGCUCCUCGCUGCACCAUUGAUGAGGCUUUGGAGACCUGUACACUACAAUUUCCAAAUAGUUGUCCAGUACAGUCAGUUACUGUGAAAGGCAAUGUCAAAGUUUUGAAGAAACUUGCUUGCCUGGAAGCAUGCAAGUUGCUGCAUGAGAAGGGUGCUUUGACAGAUUCACUUGUUCCUGAUAUUGUUGUAGAAGAGGGUCUAAUGAAAGAUACUGAGCGUGAACUAUAUGACGAGGACCAAGCAAGAUACAUUCCACCAGAAAUUGUCGGUGAUGGACCACGUUGUUUAGACACAUUGACAUACCACAGCUAUUCAAUGGAAUUGAAGCAGGACUUCUAUUCUGACAUUCCUGUGCAUGACAUAAUUGUGGUUUUUAAAUCUAAGCUUGCUUCCGAUGUUGGAAACAUGCAAUUUGACAUGGAGGUUGACUGGGGGAAAAUGUCAGUGGACAUAAAAUACGCAGGAAUGAUCAAUCUCAGUGAUGAACAGGUAACUCUUUGCAGACAAUAUCAGGCUGCUUUAUUGAGAGUUCUAAGAGAUCGUAGUUUUGAUAAGCUAGUGGAAUCGUUGAAGGGGUUCUAUAAAUGGGAGAAAAAUGUUAAUGUGCCUGUUUCACAUUAUGACUAUAUUCUUCUCCCCAGACAAUGGGUUCAUCGAAGUUCACUUGUUGAUUUGGAAUGUAUAAGCUCUGCAUCCUUUUUACGCGAUGUUGUUCAAGGUUCCUUCUCUAACUACAAUAAACGCAAGUGUGCACAUCAAGAUGAUGUCUACACCAAGAAUGGCUUUUUACAUCGUAGUGUUCUGGAAAAUUGUUUGGUGUGCACACCCCAUAAUGGUUACAUCUAUUCUAUCUCUGGAAUUUUAGAUGGCAUGAAUGGGAACUCUUAUUUGAGUUUGAGUGAUGGUACAUUAAAAACUUACAAGAGUUACUACAAAAUGAGACAUGGGAUUGACCUGAAAUAUGAAAAUCAAGCCUUGCUUUGUGGGAGGCAGGUUUUCCGGCUGAAGAAUUACCUUCUAAGGUGCAAGCAGAGAAGGGAGAAGGAGUCAAGUGGUGCUUCUGUUGAACUGCCUCCUGAAUUAUGUCUCAUCAUCAUGUCGCCCAUAUCAGUUGCUACGAUUUAUACCUUUUCAUUUCUUCCUUCUAUUAUGCAUCAAGUUGAAGCUUUACUACUGAGUGCCAACUUGAGAGGCAUUAUCUUGGAUCACUGCAUGCAAAAUGUUUUUAUUCCAGCCACCAAGGUUCUAGAAGCAAUUACAACUAAACGUUGCGAAGAGAGAUUCCAUCUGGAAUCCCUUGAGACCCUUGGUGAUUCGUUUUUGAAGUAUGCUAUCUGCCAACAGCUGUUUAAAACUCAACAAAGUAAUCAUGAGGGACUUCUUAGUAUAAAAAAAGAUAGAAUUAUAUCUAAUGCUGCACUGUGCAAGCUAGGGUGCCAACGCAAGAUUCCGGGUUUUAUACGUUAUGAUUCCUUUGAUCCUAAGAAUUGGAUCAUACCCGGUGAUCCUGGAGACUGUAGACUAAAGAAAGAGUUAAUUUGUAACACCUAUAAGGUCUACAAUGGUGGAAUACGGAAAAUCAAAAGCAAGAGAGUUGCUGAUGUUGUAGAAGCACUACUUGGAGCAUUUUUGAGCUCUGGUGGACAAGUAGCUGCUUUGAUGUUUAUGAACUGGCUUGGUAUAGAGGUGGAACUUUCCUGUAUAACAUACCAGAGGAACAUCCCUAUAAAUCCCCGUUUGCUAGUAAACAUUACACAUGUAGAGUCCAUUUUGAAUUACUCAUUCAAGGACCCCUCACUGGUAGUUGAAGCACUUACCCAUGGUUCAUAUAUGUUACCUGAAAUUCCUCGAUGCUAUCAACGUUUGGAGUUUCUGGGAGAUGCGGUGUUGGAUCAUCUGAUCACAAUUCACCUUUACUCUAAAUAUCCUGAUAUGUCUCCUGGCCUGUUGACUGAUCUAAGAUCGGCCUCAGUUAAUAACGAAUGUUAUGCUCUAUCUGCCAUCCGUGCUGGACUUCACAAGCACAUACUUCAUGCUUCGCAAAUCCUAUACAAACAGAUGGCUGCUGCUGUUGAAAGUUUUCGGCAUUUAUCUUUAGAGUCAACAUUCGGAUGGGAGUCUGAGACAAAUUAUCCCAAGGUUCUAGCAGAUAUAAUAGAAUCUUUAGCUGGGGCUAUCUUUGUCGAUUCUGGAUUCAACAAAGAGGCUGUAUUCAAGAGUAUAUCACCUCUUUUGGAUCCCCUCAUCACUCCAGAAACUCUGAAGCUGAAUCCUGUGAGAGAGCUAAACCAUAUAUGUCAAACACAUCAUUAUGCUAUGAGAAGGUUUAGAACUCGUGAAAACGGCGUGGCUUCCAUAACACUCGAGGUUGAAGCAAAUGGCAUUGUACACAAGCAUACAUGUACUGCUUCUGAUAAGAAGAUGGCUAAAAAAAUUGCCUGUAAAGCUAUUCUCAAGUCCCUAAAAGAAAGCAUUAUAGACUUGUAAGCUUCUACAGUUUUGCUUAGGGAAUUAAAAUGGGUUUUUUGUUUUUCUUUUCUGAUGUAUAGUGAUCCAAACUAGGGAAGAGUACAUGAAUGUACAUAAUUUUGUUCCCAUGUAUGUAGUGAGGCUGCAUGAAAAACUAUUAGCCAGUAGCCACCUACAACUCAUAUAUUUUAUAAUAAUGAAAUGAAGUUGAU